AUGUUGUUUUCUAAUAAUUCCAUGGCAGUCUCAAGAUUAUGUCAUAUCAUUGUCAAGUAAGUACUCAAUUGAGGAAAAAAGGCGAGGGGCCUGUCGAUUCAGGCUAAAAAUAUUUGACCGGAAAAUUCGAUCACCCGGGGCCGUUCAAUAUUUUUGGCUCAAUUCACACGGACCUAUAUACGGCUGAGCGUCUACAUUUUCGUACGGUUAAUGUUGUUCCGUGUGAACGGAAAAACUAAAUGCACGAAGUUUCAACCGGUUCGGUGCUGUGCGGUGUAAACGUGUCCUCAAACUAAGUACGAUAGAGUGAUUUUCGUAUGACCUUGAAAAAUGGUUUCGAUAAGUGUUCGUUAUUUGUUUUUUCAGCCAAUGGAUGAAAAGAUCAAAACAUGGACUCUUCGUUUUCCCGCCAAAGAAAACCCUGAUAUGGAGAAGGCAUUGUUCGAUUGGCCAAUCGUGUCGAAGUAUGACGUCAAAGCGAAGUAUCAGUUGAUUUCUAGAAAGUUCUCAGGCAUGAAGUUUUUUCACCCGAGCGUUCGUUUAACCAACGAAAAGUCACCCGCGUUUGUAUCUGUUCAAUAAACCAACCAAGUCGCUCUCUUUCCGUUCGUUUGUCGUUUCUGUUUUGUUGGCGAGUUUUGAUUUUGAGGUGAUACGAAAAUCGCUCUACAACGGGAAAUGCAAAUGAAAUGGGACGUCUCGUUGAGGACGUGAACACACGGUUACGAGUUUUCCUUUCUCGUUUUAAACUUGGACGCGUCCCCUGAGUAAUAAUGAAACUCCAGAAAAAUUCGCCUACAUACCUUUGGACAAAAUGAUUGGAUUAAAGUAAUCGCCAUGAGGGCUGAACCAACUUCGUUUCAUAAGCUGAAGUAACCAGGACGACAACGACGACGAUCAAAACGACAGCUCUACACGUGCAUCACGCUUUUUAGUACAUUUUUUUGACGUCCACUGCACGACCACGACGUGAAACCUCCUAAAGUGUCGUUUUAUGGAGGAAGUGAACAUACGACGACGAACUUUUCUUUCUCUUUUUGAAACUGGAUAAAAUCCUUAAGAAUUCAUCUUCAGGAAAAAUCGCCUACUUUUGACAAAUUGAGGGGUCCAAAUAGACGCGAUUAAGUUUGAAAGGACGCAAAUUCAUUUUUUACCGACAUUUUCGCCGUCGACGUCAUAGUCUUCGGUGCUCCCCAGCCCCAGGCCCGGUUUUUGUGGGAUUGACCAAAGCGUCAAAGUAAUUUAAACUAAUUCCAAAGUCUUAUCGAUCUAUUGCUUUCAGUUACAAGAAGGAGUUUGAAUCGCUCAAAAUAUCGCAAGGAGAAUCUCAGGUACGUUUGUAAGAGCAGGGGGCAAUCACAGAUUUGCUGUUAAGAUUUUGCCUGGUUUCUUGUCGUUGGCCAAGACAAUUGCCAUACGAAGAAAUUUUACCGUAACUGAAUAAGACAGCCGUAGGAACGUUGAUCCAGCGAAUGUGGUCACGGCGAUCCGCAAAAUUAAACUCCCGCAAGCCUCCCGCAUAAUUUCGCGUCACACGGUAUGUAGGUCCGCAUUGUGUAUAUGUUGUGGUUCAAUUUUAUCCUCGGUUCAAAAUUUUUUUUCUUUUGUUUUUGGGUAUGGUAAUGUGUGAUAAUAACAUGAUAAUGAGUUGGAAACAAAAGAAAAUAAAUUUUGAACCAAGGAUAAAAUUGAACCACAACAUAUAUACUGUCUAGAACCGACAAUAGCUCAGUGGUCAAAGCGCCUGACUGGUGUCUGAAUUGGAUUGGUGAUUGUCAUUCCCACCGGGCACGCGGACGUAUGGAUCUUAUUCCUUUGCCCCACGCUUGUGUCGACAUGACAAGUAUAACAUCUUUCUCGGUUUUAUUUUUUGUCAACAGAGCACUCCGCUGGCAUUUCCCGAUGGAUUUCAAAGUAUACAGAGAUUCAAUCAGUACAUUUUGGAUAUUUGCGAUAGUCUGUGGCGAAACAAAGCCUUCAUAGAUAGGGAGAAAUCCUUUUGUUUCAGUAUUCCAAGGUUGGUGAUGUACCGUCGAUUGCAUUUAAGCGUGGACACGACUCAAGAAAACAUGUUCUAAUUGAGUGUUAGACAUGACAUGAUUGGCCGCCAAACAUUUGAAGUUUGAGGACCGUCAAAGCAAACUGUUACGCCAAAGGUUUAAGUUGUUUAUAUGUUUUUGAGCAUCGCGUUUCGAUUAUCUUUUAAUUUUCUCAACUUUCAGGAAUAUUUUUCGCUNGAAACCUCCUAAAGUGUCGUUUUAUGGAGGAAGUGAACAUACGACGACGAACUUUUCUUUCUCUUUUUGAAACUGGAUAAAAUCCUUAAGAAUUCAUCUUCAGGAAAAAUCGCCUACUUUUGACAAAUUGAGGGGUCCAAAUAGACGCGAUUAAGUUUGAAAGGACGCAAAUUCAUUUUUUACCGACAUUUUCGCCGUCGACGUCAUAGUCUUCGGUGCUCCCCAGCCCCAGGCCCGGUUUUUGUGGGAUUGACCAAAGCGUCAAAGUAAUUUAAACUAAUUCCAAAGUCUUAUCGAUCUAUUGCUUUCAGUUACAAGAAGGAGUUUGAAUCGCUCAAAAUAUCGCAAGGAGAAUCUCAGGUACGUUUGUAAGAGCAGGGGGCAAUCACAGAUUUGCUGUUAAGAUUUUGCCUGGUUUCUUGUCGUUGGCCAAGACAAUUGCCAUACGAAGAAAUUUUACCGUAACUGAAUAAGACAGCCGUAGGAACGUUGAUCCAGCGAAUGUGGUCACGGCGAUCCGCAAAAUUAAACUCCCGCAAGCCUCCCGCAUAAUUUCGCGUCACACGGUAUGUAGGUCCGCAUUGUGUAUAUGUUGUGGUUCAAUUUUAUCCUCGGUUCAAAAUUUUUUUUCUUUUGUUUUUGGGUAUGGUAAUGUGUGAUAAUAACAUGAUAAUGAGUUGGAAACAAAAGAAAAUAAAUUUUGAACCAAGGAUAAAAUUGAACCACAACAUAUAUACUGUCUAGAACCGACAAUAGCUCAGUGGUCAAAGCGCCUGACUGGUGUCUGAAUUGGAUUGGUGAUUGUCAUUCCCACCGGGCACGCGGACGUAUGGAUCUUAUUCCUUUGCCCCACGCUUGUGUCGACAUGACAAGUAUAACAUCUUUCUCGGUUUUAUUUUUUGUCAACAGAGCACUCCGCUGGCAUUUCCCGAUGGAUUUCAAAGUAUACAGAGAUUCAAUCAGUACAUUUUGGAUAUUUGCGAUAGUCUGUGGCGAAACAAAGCCUUCAUAGAUAGGGAGAAAUCCUUUUGUUUCAGUAUUCCAAGGUUGGUGAUGUACCGUCGAUUGCAUUUAAGCGUGGACACGACUCAAGAAAACAUGUUCUAAUUGAGUGUUAGACAUGACAUGAUUGGCCGCCAAACAUUUGAAGUUUGAGGACCGUCAAAGCAAACUGUUACGCCAAAGGUUUAAGUUGUUUAUAUGUUUUUGAGCAUCGCGUUUCGAUUAUCUUUUAAUUUUCUCAACUUUCAGGAAUAUUUUUCGCUUAGAAACAACGCACUUGCUUUUUAAAAAUUAUUCUGAUUCUAUUAGACUGAUUCUUCUCAACGGCGAGAAAGCAAAUCAAGUCGACAAACAGCCGCCUACUUUGCAUGUGAACAUUCGUCUAACGCCAUCCCAAACUUCGAAUGUUUGGCGGCAAAACAUGUCAUGUUUGCACCCUUUUCGUCACGUGUACACACUUAGAUAUAACCAGGAGAUAGAGAGUAAGUCGAAGAUCUGCUAAGAAACGGAAGUAAUGCUUUCUUUGACUGCAGCUGCAUCAUAGAGUUACCGUAUUUACUCAAAUAAGUGUCGUAUUCAGGGAAAAAAUUAAAAAGGCGCCGCGGCUUUGAUAUAAUCAAAAUCGAAAGACUACAUUUCUUUGUCGCGUCCAACUUUCGGAUAAAUGCCACCCUCGAAUAAACGCCGCACUUGACGCGUAAAAAAUUCGAUAAGCGAGCACCUCGAUGCCUAUUAGGGUAUGAGUAAAUACAGUACUUUAGCACCCUCGCUUGCUUUACGAAUAAAAAUAUGAAAAUGCUCAAAAUGAUGGGGAAGUUGAAAUCGUUGAGACGCAAAUACUGAGAAGGAGAGAAGAAGAGCGGUAUGUGAAGUCCCGUCUCUCUCUUAAAGCAGUAUGUAUUCACUUUGCAACCGUCGUUUGGGGCCAAAUUUAAGAAAACAGCCGCUUGGUUUAGCGUGAACUUUUAGAGAGAAACAAGAGCAUGGGACAUAAAAAGAAUCUAAGUUUCUUGUAGAAUAAGAACUCAUGAAAUCCAAGUUACUUUCAUUUCUUUUUCUUUUCUUUUUAAGCUCAGUGACUGACUCUCUUGCUGUGCGCCACAUGAAUGAGUUGUUUUCAAUUCAUCACCACAUAUCUUUGGUGGGAGAAGCUUGGACAUUUCUACAUCAGGUGAGGGACUGAUUGCUUCUCCACGAGUUGUCAAGUUAACCACAUCAAUACGAAAUUCUGCUUUCUCCAGUCUCAAUUUCCUUAGCUUGCUCAGGAAUAGUCUCUUUCGAAGCUUUCGCAUCUGGUUUAGAAUCCGAAUCUGACUUAACAUUUUCUUUUUUAAAUUUCAAGACUCAGUCUGAAGACAUGAAGCUCACUCCAAGUUUAAUUAAGGUAAGGACUUGCCGGCAAGAUCAUUUUAAUGAUAAACUUUUACCUUGAAAACGAACUUUAGGAUUUUUUCCUUAUCUGGUAAAAACAGAUUCCUUGGGCGUAAACAGACUAAAAACUUAAUGCGUCUGACUUCACUAAACCAAUCAAAUUGUUCGUUUGUUGUCUUCAUUCGUAAACUUUGCACGAAAAUCGCUCAAUGACUUUCUUGGCCUUCAUAAAAGAUGUUAAAAAAUGGGAAGGCGAUUUCUAGCAGGUAUUCUGUCUAACGUGGCCCUUGUCAGUGGUAUCAAAACAGACAGACGUUUCUUCUUGUUUUCUCUUUUGCAGGGCCGAUCAAGACGUGCUUACAUGGACUAUUUAAAACAGAGGAAUAUUGGGGGUAUUCUUGUUUUCCUGGAUACCUUUAUCAGACCACGUUCGUGAAAUCGAUAUGGAAUCGCUGUGGCUCGGAGGUACUGAAUAAUUCCUAGGGCGAAAUAGACCUAAAAACGUUGCUUAAAAAGACAUAUAUGAACUUGACACAAAGUGUAUCGUUUUGGAGCGUGAAUUGAGAUCGUCCGUCGUGCUGAACCUACUCAUUCCAUGAAGAGAGUUAAUAUACAUGCUGAUAAAGGAGAUAUUUUUCAGUUAAUCUUGAAGUCGGUUGCAUGGCGUUUUCCCACAGGUCUUAAGUAAGCUUCACGGUCAUGCGUUUCGGUGGACGGAUCCGUCAAUUCAUCGCUGGGCAACGUGACCCGAACAAAUGGACCGAGGGGAUAAGGGGGCCUGGGCAAACUCAAACGACCAAUAAGUGGCUGAACAGAACUUUUUCAUUGACUUUCGCUAGCAAGGCUAUCUUUUCUUCUUCUCUUGUGAUGCUUUGUCAGAGGCCAAAGGUUUUUGCAUUUACCGGGGAAUGUUAGCUACACUUUACCUACACUUUUACAGAAAGAGUGGACACAGGGGAAAGAAGGGAAUAUGAUCUUUGUAAACAAAAAGAAAACUG
Messenger RNA from Porites evermanni, 5608 nucleotides. Lineage: Eukaryota; Metazoa; Cnidaria; Anthozoa; Scleractinia; Poritidae. The record is from the annotation of a GenBank genome assembly.